UCCUCAUCGCUUUCUUUGCUUUGAGCCAGCCUCCCUUUGACGACGAUCUCACAUAGAUUCCUCUCCAAGAUCCUUGACGACUUCUACGAUGGCAUCCAUUUUCUCGCAUAAUCGGAUUCUGCCAAACCUCAAGCGACGCUCUCGUCCGACCAACAAGGCUGAGAACUCUCCGGCCAAGGCGAAACCCCUUCACAUCCUCCCUAACGUCGCCGAAGAAGACGAGUAUCCAAGCCGCCAGUCAUGUUCAUCACUGUCAUCGCUGCCUACCAACCCGAACCCAUCCUCGUAUCAACCCUCCCCGUUUGUCACUGCCAGCGCGACUCUCGGCGCUCGACCCAAACACGACAAGCGUGACUCCCGCAGGGUCGUCUUGACUGGAGUCGAGGGUCUCACUUUCGAUGACUUCUUCCCCCCAUCAAGCGCCCCUAGGGUGCGCACACCAUCACCCCCACCUCGCCCCAUCACGCCCCCUCCACGGUUAGUAACAUCAUCGUCGGGAACGGAAUCUCCCCUCGACGAUAUCAACCUACGCUUCUCUGGUCUCGGAAUAUCACUUGAUUUCCCCUCUCCGCCUUCUUCUGCAACCCGCAAUCCAUCGUUCUCCAGGAACCGCGAACAAUCACCUUCUCCAUCUCUCACCAGCAGCGACGCGUCCACGUGCAGCCCUAAAACCCCCUGCUCGACGCCACCUACUUCCGACGACGACGAGUCUCCAAGUAAGGAAUCGCACCUCAUGCGCGCUCCCACCUUCAAGUCCCAACGUGCAUCCGUGCUCUUCAUGCAGUCGAUGCCGGACCUCGCGGAGGCUCCGCGCAAGACAUCCAUCACCUCGCUCCUCGAUGACGAUGUCUCGGAGGAGGUCGCAUGGUUCGCGCAGGACAUUUCCGAGAUUGUCACGCUCGCGUCCCCUCUUCCGCCCGCGUUCCCUCUCGAGGCGUCUGGACCCGCACGCGACCCCCGCGCCCGUCCCGACUCCGUUGUCCCUCUUCCGCGCAAGCAUAGUCGUGGCGACAGGCCCGUCCCCACCUUGCCGCGCAUCUCCAUCCAGGAUAGCGGCGAGCGCAGCCCAAGCGCCCAGCUGGACCCCACCUUCCCCUCGAAGCGUCGCUCCUACCUCAUCCCCUCUCGCCCUCCCCCGCCGCCACCUGUCUGCUGCCCACCGAGAUCUCCCAGCCUGUCGGCAAUGGAACAGGCGACAGAGGAGCUCCUCGCCGAACUUGCCAACGCGGCACUCGGCGCCGGCUUCCUCGGAACGGAGCUCACCUUCCCCCACAGCGCCCUCUCGGACGCCGGUUCUGUCCCGCCUUCGCCUAGCUCCCACUUCAUCGUCAAGAGCCCCCUCACACCCUGCAGCGCUGCGUCCAACGACAUGCGCCCGCCACCUCGCUCGUCCGUGCCUGCCGACAUCUUCGACUUUUGCGAUAGCCCGAUCGACACGCCCUCCAUGUGCAGCUUCUUCACCCCUCCCACCUCCUCAAUGUCCAACCGGCUCAACCCCCAACAGCACCAGUGGCCGACGACGCCCGUGAGCGCAGUCAGCAUGAGCGUGUACUCCCAGACGGACUCCGCGCCCGCCUCGCCCCUGUCCUCGUUCGACUUCGACAUCGACGUCUCGCACGUGCGCGCGCCCUCCGAGCGCCCCGCGACCCCAGACAGCCCGAUGCGCGUGCACGCACCGACGCCCCGCCGCACGCCGUCCAUGCGCUCUGUCGGGUCACUGGCGGACCAGGAGCGCACGCUCCGCUCGCGCUGGUCGACGUCGACGCUCGGCUCGAUCGCGGACUCGCACGGGCACAGCUGGCUCGGGCGGUUCACGCUCUCGCCCUCGAAGAAGGGCAAGGGCGGCAGCAGCAGCAAGCACGCGGCGCCGCAGCCGGCCCCUGUGCUCGCCCCGGUGAACACGCACCUGCAGCGGAAGAACGCGGUGAAGAGCUCGCACUCGCCGAAGCGGUCGAUGGACUCGGAGCGCGGCGUGAGCAGGCGGGAUAGCCGGUCGAGCCGCGUGAGCGAGAGCAGCGCGAGCGACAGCGGGGAGAGCACGGCGAGCUCGGGCUUGAGGCGGAAACCUAUCCCGUUGGUGCUGCUCAGUACUGCUGCGGGGCCGGCGAACGCGAUGCAGAUGUGAAGGCAUCGGUGAUACGGUGGUGACGGUAACGACCUCUGACGACUUCUCUUCUCUCCUCUCAUCUCGGGCCUCGGUUCCAAUUCUAUCUCUCGCCCUCGUUCUGGUUGACUGUAUCCAUAGUGAACGCGCUCCUUGCAUCGUCUCCCUUCACUCCACAUCCUAAACCCACACAGCAUACGGCCCGCCACACUGAACUCUAUGAUUAUUGUAGCAUUCGCCCUUCCUCACGACCUGCUCCCUCACGACGGUCACCCAAACCCAACUUGUAGCCUUCUUCGUCCUUCUGUUCUCUCGCCCUUGCUUUCUCCCGUUUGCGCUCCUCGGUAUUUAUUGUGGCGCGUGAGCCCCUACUCGUGCGCGCCGUGAUUAAUCGUACGGUCUCCUUUCGUACCGCUGUACAUACCCUACCCUCCGGACGGCCGCCCUCGCUGUACUUUGGCUCGUCCGGAUUGCAC
Molecule: messenger RNA, 2580 nt
Organism: Dichomitus squalens LYAD-421 SS1
Lineage: Eukaryota; Fungi; Basidiomycota; Agaricomycetes; Polyporales; Polyporaceae
Exons: 2
Coding region: 89-2125 (678 amino acids)
Source: RefSeq, a predicted model, not a curated record